GUGAUCCCGAAUUUCUUGCGAGAAGAAUUUCUCUCCAAACUUUCGCUACUUUUGAUCAUCGUACGACUACAAACUACAGAUAUCAUGAAUCUAGAGGAGUACCGUCAACAUGGAAAAGAAAUGGUCGACUAUAUCGCCGAUUAUCUGGCGAACAUUCGAUCUCGACGAGUUUAUCCGGCCGUUUCACCGGGUUACUUGAGAAACGUUCUACCUGCAUCUGCACCGGUGGAUGGCGAACCAUGGGAGGACAUAUUUGCAGACAUCGAAAAAUGCAUUAUGCCAGGAGUCACCCAUUGGCAAAGUCCGCAUAUGCAUGCCUACUUUCCAGCCUUGAAUUCACCUGCUAGUCUUUUAGCCGAUAUGUUGGCUGACGCGAUCAAUUGUCUUGGAUUUACUUGGGCUUCCAGCCCUGCGUGCACGGAACUAGAGACCAUAGUAAUGAAUUGGCUCGGCAAGAUGAUUGGCCUGCCAGAAGAAUUCCUGCAUCGUCCUGGAGGAUCAGGAGGCGGUGGCGUGAUACAAACAACCGCAUCAGAAGCCACCCUCGUUUGCUUACUGGCAGCAAGAACUCGAGCCAUUAGAGACGUUCAACAAAAUGAGCCAGACCGUUUACCAGCCGAGAUUAAUUCGCGUCUUGUCGCGUACUGUUCCGAUCAAGCUCACUCCAGCGUGGAAAAAGCAGGACUGAUCGGUCUAGUACGAAUGAAGUACAUUGAAGCCGAUGAACAACUAAGUAUGAGAGGAGAAGCGUUACUCGAAGCGAUAACUCAAGACAGAGCCGAAGGUUUACUUCCCUUUUUUGUAUGUUGUACAUUGGGUACUACUGGCGCAUGCGCGUUCGACAAUCUUAAAGAAAUUGGACAAGUGUGUGAACAAAAUGGUCUCUGGGUGCACGUGGACGCAGCAUACGCAGGCAGCGCAUUCGUGUGCCCCGAAUUCCGCGGUUGGCUUCAAGGAAUAGAAUACGCCGAUUCAAUCGCAUUUAAUCCUAGCAAAUGGCUGAUGGUGCAUUUCGAUUGCACCGCGAUGUGGGUGAAAAGUAGUCAAGCACUUCACAGAACAUUUAACGUGGACCCCCUCUAUUUGAAGCACGAAAAUUCAGGACUCGCUAUCGAUUACAUGCACUGGCAAAUCCCGUUGUCGAAGAGAUUCAGAGCCUUGAAACUGUGGUUCGUCAUUAGAAACUAUGGAAUUACCGGUCUUCAAAAACAUAUUCGAGAGGGGGUUAGAUUGGCACAAAAGUUCGAGGCACUGGUUUUAGCUGAUCCGCGUUUUGAAAUUCCCGCCACGAGACAUUUGGGUCUCGUAGUGUUUCGUCUUCGAGGUGAAAAUACAUUGACGGAGCGUUUGCUGAAGAAGAUGAACUCGAGGGGACGAGUACAUUGUGUACCGGCUGCUUUGCACGGAAAAUACGUUAUUAGAUUCACUGUUACUUCUACCAACACAACUAACGAAGAUAUCUUAAGAGACUGGGCAGAAAUCCGAAACACAGCGAACGAGAUCCUAGGGGACACUUCGGGCUCUCCCGUACGAACCAGAGUUCCACUAGCAGAUACUCGAGAAAAGAAUGAAAAUUUUGGCUCGAGUCUGUUACUGGCUAACUCACCAAUGUCACCGAAAAUCGUGAACGGCAGCUUUGCUGCUAUUUACGAUACUGCAGACGUAUUUGAAGAAUGCACCAAGGCCUUCGGUCAACUGAGACUCGAAGCCCGAGAUAGUCCAGCCAUGCGUCGUCGAAUUCGAGGAAUCCUCAUGUCAGGAAAACAAUUUUCUUUAGAUUCACGUAUGGACCUCGUACAGGGAUACGCAUGUUGCCGUCCAGCCAUAGAAAUGUCCUCCGAGUUCCCGUUAAAGGAAGACGAAGAUCCCUCUGGCAGCGGUGAAACAUCUGACGCCAAUAAACUCUCCCCAUUUUCAUCAACAGAUACUUUUAUCGAAUGCGCCACCGAAGAAGCGCAAAAUACCGAGGCAGUGGAAAAACCAUUCAUAAGGCAAACUUCUAAAUGUCAGUCAAACUACGGGAUUGUAAACGGUUCUCAAGAUUGUUCGAACGAUCUGACGUCCAUAAUCACGACAGAAGUUAGUCUACCCAGGAGCGAAACUAUCGGUGCGAUCGGUCAUCGUCCGUAUACCGGUGAUCUGUCGAUCCACGAUCAACGUAAAAAUCCUGGCAGGAAAGAGAUCAACGAGGAGGACGUUUACUGUAGAAAAUGCGGCCAUUGUAUGAAGAAAGAAUAAGAGUUAGCGAACGUUACUGGAAUCGUCGAUUCCCGACUGAAUGUAUUCCUUCGUGUCCU
Messenger RNA from Megachile rotundata (alfalfa leafcutting bee), 2297 nucleotides. RefSeq names its product histidine decarboxylase (gene Hdc). The record is from RefSeq and is a predicted model, not a curated record. NCBI's taxonomy places the organism in Eukaryota, Metazoa, Arthropoda, Insecta, Hymenoptera, Megachilidae. Gene Ontology annotation, biological process: histamine biosynthetic process; L-histidine catabolic process. Gene Ontology annotation, molecular function: histidine decarboxylase activity; pyridoxal phosphate binding. Gene Ontology annotation, cellular component: cytoplasm.